Oncorhynchus kisutch (coho salmon) is the source of this 1324-nucleotide messenger RNA. RefSeq lists its product as uncharacterized. NCBI's taxonomy places the organism in Eukaryota, Metazoa, Chordata, Actinopteri, Salmoniformes, Salmonidae. Gene Ontology annotation, molecular function: signaling receptor binding. Gene Ontology annotation, biological process: negative regulation of gonadotropin secretion; neuropeptide signaling pathway. Bases 400 to 1068 code for a protein of 222 amino acids. The transcript has 3 exons. The record is from RefSeq and is a predicted model, not a curated record.
GCCCUACCAAUUAAGAAAUUAAUACUCACGUCACACUUUUAAAAAUACUGUUUCCCUGUCUUUUGGUGUGUUUGUGUGUGUGUGUGGCACAUGUCCAGUAGGGCAGGUUGGACACUGUUUAAUGACUGGUUGAUUCUGGUCAUGUGAUUGUAUGAUGUACAAUGAUGGCCAAAUGAGCACAUGUUCACAUGCAUUCAUUGAUAAUUAUAUGUUGAAUUGUGAAUGUGUGUGUGUGUACUAUGUUUUGUAUGUGGGCCAAAUUAGGAAGUACCGGGGUGGGCAAUGCUUUCAUUCAUGAUUCUGGUUGGUGAAUGGUGUGUGUGUGUGUGUGUGUGUGUGUUUGUGAACCCUUUAAGAGCAGGUGACGGUGAGGGACAGAGGGUAUAAGUAUGGUAGUCAAUGUUCCACAGAGACAAGAUGCUUCCUGUCACUGCCACUUUGAGGACGACCAUGUCGAUGUUCACCUUGGUUAUUCUUGGGUGUUUGGGGUUCCAAGGGGUGAUGGCCUCUGACUCUAGGGCGUACAGAAUGUCCAUGACCAACGACAACGAUGGGCACACCACCAGUCAGCGACAGGACCCUCAGACAAGCAAUGAAAUACCACGGAGUAUCGAGGUGGAUGAUUUCAAAAUCAACGUAGUGCCGAUCAGCGGCAAAGUCAGCUUAGCACCGACCAUGGUCCGGCUCUACCCGCCACCUGUCAAAACGUCACACCUUCAUGCCAACCUUCCGCUUCGCUUCGGCCGGGACUCCCUCCCCGACGACACCCACUCACCCAAAACGACCCUUAAUUUACCGCAACGGUUUGGAAGAGCACAGGGGUCUGGCGCAACGGAACCGAUGUCGUGUAUUGAGUGUCCCCAUGUCGGGACACUGCCCUCCGCCACCCUGCCACAGAGGUUCGGUAGGAAUGAGUUCAACCUCCGGUAUCCUUUCCGAGCUAUGGCCUUUUUCUCACGCAGGUCCGAACCCGUGCCAAAUGGAAAUAUUAGGCUGCAAGACUAUAGUUAUUCUGAUUUUGGCUCAGAGGAAGAAGAGACACGGGAGAAGACUCUGAAGACACUAUAAUUAUUCUGAUUUUGGCUCAGAGGAAGAAGAGACACGGGAGAAGACUCUGAAGAGCUCAACGUUGAAUUUUCUCCUCUGGAACUCUUGAAAGAACUCUGUCGCCACAGAAGUGGGUCCCGUUUUCAUGACCUGGGUCGCUUAUGUUUUUUCGUAAUUUUGAUCUACUAUGUAAUGUAUGAAUAUUGUUAAAUUGGUGGCAUAUUGUUACUUAAUCAUGUAAAGCACAAAUUAAAACGAUAGUAUCGAUUUUACUGUU